Messenger RNA from Sphenostylis stenocarpa, 4005 nucleotides. The record is from the annotation of a GenBank genome assembly. Lineage: Eukaryota; Viridiplantae; Streptophyta; Magnoliopsida; Fabales; Fabaceae.
AUGGAUCUUGAGUCUGUGAUCCAUAGGAACACAAUUAAGGUAAGGCCAAGGCUUAAAAAACCUGAAGAAUCGUGGAAGACAGUGUUAACUUUGGCUUAUCAAAGCUUGGGGGUUGUGUAUGGAGACUUGAGCACUUCCCCACUUUACGUUUACAAAAGCACUUUUGCUGAGGAUAUUCAGCAUUCAGAUACCAAUGAAGAAAUCUACGGGGUUUUGUCUUUUGUGUUCUGGACGCUCACACUGAUUCCAUUGCUCAAAUAUGUGUUCAUUGUGCUGAGAGCUGAUGACAAUGGUGAGGGUGGGACCUUUGCCCUCUACUCCUUGCUCUGCCGCCACGCCCGGGUUAGCUUGUUGCCUAACACUCAGCUUGCGGAUGAGGACUUAACCGAGUACACCAUAGAUAAUGGAACUGUUCCCAUCAAUAAGAAAAAUGUUGGGUUGGGGUUGAAGAACAUGUUGGAGAAACACAGGGUGCUGCAAAGGGUACUGCUUGUUCUGGCCUUGAUAGGAACUUGCAUGGUUAUUGGGGAUGGUGUGCUCACACCAGCAAUUUCUGUUUUUUCUGCUGUGUCAGGUUUGGAGCUUUCCAUGUCUAAAGAACAGCACAGAUAUGUGGAGGUUCCAGUGGCUUGUAUAAUACUGGUAUUUUUGUUUGCCCUUCAACAUUAUGGCACUCACCGUGUGGGAUGUCUCUUUGCACCUGUUGUCUUGACCUGGCUACUAUGCAUCAGUGCCAUUGGUAUUUAUAACAUCUUCCAUUGGAAUCCACAUGUCUAUCAAGCUCUCUCCCCAUAUUACAUGUUCAAAUUUCUGAAAAAGACUCAAAAGGGAGGAUGGAUGUCCUUGGGUGGAAUUCUACUGUGUAUAACUGGUUCUGAAGCCAUGUAUGCUGAUUUAGGACACUUUUCACAAUUGUCAAUUAAGAUUGCAUUCACCUUUUUGGUCUACCCUUCCUUAAUCCUAGCAUAUAUGGGGCAAGCUGCAUAUCUUUCUAGACAUCAUUCCCUUGAAAGUGACUAUCGAAUCGGGUUCUAUGUGUCAGUACCUGUAAAACUUAGAUGGCCCGUUCUUGCAAUAGCCAUACUUCAAGCAGUGGUGGGAAGUCAAGCUGUCAUCACAGGGACUUUCUCAAUAAUCAAACAAUGUUCUGCUUUAGGAUGUUUUCCCAAAGUUAAAAUCAUUCACACAUCAUCCAAGAUGCAUGGCCAGAUUUACAUUCCUGAGAUCAACUGGAGUUUGAUGCUGCUUUGCCUGGCUAUUACAGUUGGAUUUAGAGAUACUAAACGCAUGGGAAAUGCAGCAGGCUUGGCUGUCAUAACUGUCAUGCUGGUGACCACUUGCUUAAUGUCUCUAGUAAUAGUCUUGUGUUGGCACAAAAGCAUUAUGCUAGCAAUUUGCUUUAUAUUGUUCUUUGGAUCCAUUGAAGCACUCUAUUUCUCAGCAUCCCUGAUCAAGUUCCUUGAGGGGGCAUGGGUUCCCAUUGCCCUCUCCCUCAUCUUUCUCAUUGCCAUGUAUGUCUGGCACUAUGGCACACUAAAGAAGUAUGAGUUUGAUGUUCAAAACAAGGUUCCAAUCAAUUGGCUACUCAGUUUAGGCCCCAGUCUAGGCAUUGUCAGGGUCAAGGGAAUUGGUCUCAUACACACUGAGCUUGUAUCUGGGAUCCCAGCUAUUUUCUCCCACUUUGUUACCAAUCUCCCUGCCUUCCACCAAGUUGUUAUCUUCCUUUGCAUCAAGUCUGUCCAGGUACCACAUGUCAGACCUGAAGAAAGGUUCUUGGUGGGUAGAGUUGGCCCAAAGGAGUAUAGGCUUUACAGGUGCAUAGCCCGGUAUGGCUACCGUGACAUUCACAAGGAUGACAUGGAGUUUGAGAAGGAUCUUGUAUGCAGCAUAGCAGAAUUCAUCAGAUCAGACACCUCAGAAUAUGGCCUAGGAUUUGGAAGUUUUGAAGAAGACACAAAGAUGACAGUUGUUGGGACUUCAGCAUCAAACUUAGAGGGUUCAAUAAGGCUGUCUGAAGAUGAUCAACAACAAGAUACUCAAAUGGAAGGCCCCUCAGAGCUGAUGGAGGUUAAUCCUUCUCCUGAAAAACUGAGGAAGAGAGUGAGGUUUGUUGUGCCAGACAGUCCACAGAUUGAUUUUGAAGUAAGAGAGGAGUUGCUUGAGCUAAUGGAAGCAAAAGAGGCUGGAAUGGCAUUCAUAUUGAGUCACUCUUAUGUUAGAGCAAAAAGUGGAUCAAGCUGGUUGAAAAAAGUUGUUAUCAACUACGGAUAUGAUUUCUUAAGGAGAAACUCCAGAGGACCAACAUAUGCUUUAAGUCAACCUUACACAGUAAAGAUAAAUGGUGGCAUUUUGUAUAGUGACACCCUUCUCCAAUCUUCUAGACAAGUGCUGCCGACCUAUCAUGUUCAAGAUUUCAACAGAUACUGUAAUGUGUCUUUUGAAUCAAAAGAAGAGUUAAUAUCUUUGAUAGUUGCCACACCACCUCCUGCUAAAGUUGUUACUGGGGUUGUUUCCAAUGUGGUUUCUGCUCUUCUUAAAUGGCUAUGGUCACUAAGUGUAAAGUCCACAACAAAACCUGGUAGAGUACAACACAGUCGUUCCAUGGUUAAAUUUGAGAGUGACUACAAUGUGGAAACAAUCUUUGAUGGAAGUAAGCUUGGAAUUGAGCCACACUCGGUGAAAAUAUCUCCAAAUGGUGAAUUUCUUGUACUGGAUUCUGAGAACAGUAACAUCUACAAGAUCUCUGGUUCAAUGUCCCGACAUAGCAGACCCAAAUUGCUUGCUGGAUCUUCUGAAGGGUAUAUUGGACACAUAGAUGGUAGGCCUAGAGAAGCUAGAAUGAACCACCCUAAAGGGCUUACAGUGGAUGACAGGGGGAAUAUUUACAUAGCAGACACAUUGAAUAUGGCCAUCAGAAAAAUCAGUGAUGAAGGGGUUACCACUAUUGCAGGUGGAAAAUGGGGCCAUGCAGGGGGGCAUGUUGAUGGUCCAAGUGAGGAUGCUAAGUUUUCAAAUGAUUUUGAUGUAGUUUAUGUUGGUAGUAGCUGCUCUCUUUUGGUGGUGGAUAGAGGAAACCAUGCAAUUCGAGAGAUCCAACUCCAUCAAGAUGACUGCACUACUUAUGACGACUAUGACAACAGUUUCAGCUUAGGAAUAGCCGUGCUUAUUGCUGCUGGAUUCUUUGGCUAUAUGUUAGCAUUGCUGCAGUGGAGGGUGAGGGCUAUGUUUUCUUCUCCGGCUGAUCCAAGAGCCCCUUCAAGGAGCAAAGGAGCACCAUUUGCUGCACAGCAAAUGCAAAGGCCUCCCCCUCCUGCUACAACUAAGUCAGUCAGGCCUCCUUUGAUUCCACAUGAAGAUGAAUUUGAGAAACAAGAUGAGGGCUUCUUUGUUUCUCUUGGAAGGCUAUUCCUAAACUCUGGCUCAUGCAUGAGUGAAAUUUUGGGUGGCUUGUUCACAGGAUCCAAAAGGAAACCACUGCAGUAUCAUCAGUAUCAGGAACAGUAUCAGUAUACCAACAGACAUCCCAAUACAUGGCCCAUGCAAGAGAGUUUUGUCAUUCCUGAUGAAGAUGAACCUCCUUCUAUAGAAACUAGAACACCAACACCUAGGGAAACCUACCCUAUCAUGACAAAAGAGCUGGAAAAACCACCGCACUUCAAGCCAACUAGGGGUUACCUGAACAACAGGUGGGAGGGUGGCGAUUAUGAAGAACAUCAACAACUUCAACAACAUCAUCAACAACAGCAUCCCAAGUUGCAACACCAGCAGCACCAACAGGUCAAACUCCAACACCAGCACCAAGUUCACACACGUUAUUCUUCCACUCCUCAAGGUUAUUAUGAGCAGAACUGUGAGACAAAUGAGAUUGUGUUUGGUGCAGUUCAAGAGCAUGAUGGAAGACGUGAAGCCAUGGUGAUAAAGGCUGUGGAUUACGGGGAUCCAAAGUUCUGUCACCACAAUAUUCGCCCCAGAUUGAACUAUGUUGGUUAUUCCCAUGGUUAUUGA